AUGCCCCAACUGACAUGGAAAGACGAUACCUUGAUGAUUCAUGCCCUCGCGAAAAAGGAUGCGUGGAACGUGAACAACGUCGCCAUGGCUGAGUUUCUCAUCAACCUGGACAUUGCGCUCAAGUUUGGGUUUGUGGUCGAAAAGAUCGGUCAAAACACGACGACGUAUGUCAUGGGGUCCAACCUGCAAUAUACGCUGCCGAAGGUCACCUACGAUCGUCACACUAUGCCCACGGGGGAUCCAUUUCGUACGUAUUACAACUGGGAGGGCGAGCAGUACGUGGGCGUCAAUUACGUCAGCACCCCCUUUACAGUGGUGACCCUAGACAAGGUGAAGUAUUUGAAAUUGCAUUUGAUGUUUGAGUGGCAGUUGAACAACCUGAAUGCCUCGUUUGAAAAGUUUGUGGGGACCCGCAAACGCACCGUCAUGGUCUAUUCGGAUCUAGUGGAAUCCUCCGUGGUGGGGAGUGGCAAGUUUCCCCUGUUACGGGAAGUACAACUAUUGAGAACCGGCGAGGGUGAAAGUAAGGUGGAACCCCUACACCAUCAAUGGAUCAAAGUGCGAGGCAAUCAAUUGGAGAUCUUGGAAGUGGAGAUUGCGAGUACCAGUGGACCCCUGGCCAUCUUAUCCCCUGGCAAAACCCUAGUCACCAUCGGUCUCAAACAGCUAUAA
Messenger RNA from Porites evermanni, 672 nucleotides. The record is from the annotation of a GenBank genome assembly. Lineage: Eukaryota; Metazoa; Cnidaria; Anthozoa; Scleractinia; Poritidae.